AGUCGUUUUGGCCCAGGCCUGUCCGCGAGAGCGCUCGCCCCCUGCGCAGCAUAUCGCUUGUGAACAGGCGGGCCGCCAUCCAGGGAAACAUUUCGGAGAUGACGCUCCGCGUCGCCCGCUGGGCCGCGCUCGCGACCCUGGCCGCCUGUGUGGCUGGUGAUGACGAGGCGCAAUGCCAGGUCGACCCUACAGAUGCCUGCAGAUGCAUACUGCGGGGCAGCGUGUUCAGCGACAUCGACGGCUGCGACCCCGCCGCCUGCGACAAUCCCACGCCCGAUCUCAGGGGGCUCGUCGACAGCUGCGCGGAGAAAGCGAAGACAAAGGAGUCGCCGUGCGACCAGAUCGGGGACCUGAUGGGGUGCGCAAGAGAAAUGGGUUGUGUAGACAGAGUAGUGCAGCAGUCUUGCCAGCACAUUGUGAAGACACAGUCAGAUUGCAACGUCGACUGUGGCGGCGCCGCCCACGCGGCGGGCAUUGGCCUGCUGCCCGUCCUGGUGAUGUCCCUGGCUGCAAGCCGCGGCCUUCAGGCGUGAUGGCCAGAGCGCUGACCGUCCAGCGAUGGCCUGCACUCCUGAACACGAUGCCAUUCUAGCUUUCCAGGGCGGUGCACGCCGGUGUUCCUCCGGGCGCCCGGCUUCAGCUGUAGGUGUAGGCUCGACGGUUUCACGCUCAUUUUGGUCGCGGCGACGUCGGUCAACAAAGGCUUGAACCGUUGGCGAACAUGCGCAGCCAAAUAGCUGCUGACGGCGCAUCACUGAGCAACGAAAAGGA
Messenger RNA from Prorocentrum cordatum, 771 nucleotides. The record is from the annotation of a GenBank genome assembly. Lineage: Eukaryota; Dinophyceae; Prorocentrales; Prorocentraceae.